AUGAGAGAGAUCACUCAUGUCAUCGAUCCAGAUGGCGAGGUGAUCUUGCUUCUAGUCACGUCGGACGCACCAUUCGCUGUCUUGCACAACGACCCUGAACCCGCUUCUGCACCCGUCGCGCAGGGGCAGGGCGUCAGAACAGCUGGCGAAGCUGGCCCGGUUCCUUCUAGGACCACUCCGACGCGUGUCCCAUUUAUCAAGGAGAUCCCCGAGCCAGCACUUCAUCGCAUCCGCGUAUCCGCCAAGCACUUGACGUUCGCCUCGGUCGUGUUCGAGAAGACACUGUCCGACAAAUGGAAAGAGGGCGCGGAACUGCGAGACCAAGGAUGGGUUGAGAUCCAGACUCCGCAUUGGGAUCUGGAUAGCUUUCUUCUCCUCCUUCGAAUCAUCCACGGCCACAAUGACAAUGUGCCGGUGAGGAUGAACGUCGAACAACUUGCCCGGCUGGCGGUCAUCGCAGACUACUACGACUGCCGCCGCGUCCUAGGGUUUUUUUCGUCGGUCUGGAUUGAUUACUUGGUGGGAAACACAUUCACCACCUAUCGCGAUGUGAUGCUGUGGUUGUGGAUAUGCUGGUACUUCCAGAUCGCGGAUGAAUUCUCCGAGAUCACACUGUUCCUCAUGAGACGGAGUGACCGUCCGAUCGAGUCACUGGGGCUGCCCAUUCCUGAUAAUAUCAUCGCGCAGUUGAACCAGAAACGAGAUAGUAGCAUUCAGCUACUUUUGGAUCUGCUCUACGGACACCUGGAGUAUUACAGGGACGGUUGCGGUGAAUGCGGCUACGCGCGCAACUCGAUGAUGUUUGGAGCCCUCGCGAAGCAUUUGCGGACCAUGGGACUCGUCCUGACUCCCCCGAAGCCUCCAUUUCGAGGCUUCUCUGACUCCUCUCUCCAUGACUCGGUGCGUGCCUUCCGGCUGCCUGAAUGGCACGCUGCAAGGGGCGAUACUGAGAAGCAUGAAUGUGUCGCUGUCGGGUCUUCGAAGUCGCUGAUGCGUUUGAAUUCUCUUUCGAUGUGGGAAGGUCUACGUAUUCCCGGGUUGCCUGAUGAGGAGGAAUCUGCCGACGGAUCUGUCAAUGGAGCUGCUGGGGAGCUGUCGGAUGGAUAG
This is a messenger RNA of Aspergillus saccharolyticus JOP 1030-1, 1107 nucleotides long. RefSeq lists its product as uncharacterized. The record is from RefSeq and is a predicted model, not a curated record. Bases 1 to 1107 code for a protein of 368 amino acids. Lineage: Eukaryota; Fungi; Ascomycota; Eurotiomycetes; Eurotiales; Aspergillaceae. The transcript is spliced from 2 exons.